UGGUCACUAGUCCAUAGUCACUGGUCACUAGUCCAUAGUCUAUCUCGGGAGUGAACAAGAGCAGCUACAAUCCUACAUUCAGUGGGACCAUGGAGAAUGAACACAGGAUUUGGAUCACAGCAGCACAAAAAAGGAAUUUGGAGGAGACAGAGCAAUGGAAUGUUUUUUUUGAAUAAGAACAUCUACUGGAAUAAAAACAAUUGUGUCACCCUAAUUGUAAUAGAACCCCAGACUUUAAUGUCCGUCUACAGUACUACACCGGAGGUCAGCUGAUCUCGAUCGGUUCCACGUUUAUUUUAGCGCAGAUAUAAAUAAAUACAAUACGUAUUCCUGUAAUAUGUAAUCUUUAUGACCGGGAUAAAUAAGGAACAUAAAAGUACGCCGAUAUCGCCACUCAUAAGAGGUGAAAUCCUGACGCUAGUUAUUGGAAGGGAUGGAAUUUGAUGGGGACGAGUCGUCUCCCGGGAUAAUUAAUGUUACUUGUCAGAAAUCGUAUAAAUAGAACUAAACUUUUUAUUUUUUUGAUGUUGGCUGCCAUGAAGAAUACACAGAAGAUCCUGGUUUCACCCUGCAAGUGUACAGCUGGAUUCUACCCAGAAUCCUCCAGUGCCAGGAACUCUUGCUGCCACGUCCCCCGAGGCUGGUACCUGACAUUAGAGCGCGGGGUAAGAAGGAAAAGCCGGUUCCCAGAGUCACAGCCAGGACAGGUGCAGCCUGAGCAGUAGGAACUUGCCGUCUACACUCCAACAAGCCGAGCCGAGCGAACAAGCCUCGCAGCGCUUGUCAUAACACUGUGAGAAUAGUCUCUCUGUCUGAAUCCCGGAGUUCCUUUCAGAUCAAACCGAGAGCUGGAAAUGUCACAGUGGUGAUCUCUCACCUGCGGUAGCAGGAAACAACUACCAGCAGGAACCUCUGCCAAACCCAACAGGAACAAUGUGCCCUACUGUACAAAUAGGAAACCCAUGAAAUGGAAAAUUAAAACGCUGAGAACAUCUUCAGAGAAAGUAAAAAAGCGAAAAAUAAUUCCCAAUACCCAAAUAUUAGAGAUUUUUCUGAAUGUUUCACCUUUCUUAAUGGAAAAAUGGUCACCCCCACUACUGUGGUGACAACACAGAGGUCAUAAAAAUCAGUCACAACUACACAAUUCCACCAGAUAACAUGAUCUGAAUGAAUGGUUUCUCCCCCCCCCCCCCCCCCAUGUUUCUGUGUCUUUCUUUUAGCCUUCUUCACCAUGACCUGUCUUAUUAUGCUUUAUGUUUGGUCCCCAAGAACUCCUCCACACAAGGCCAAGAACUCCUCCACACAAGGCCAAGAACUCCUCCACACAAGGCCAAGAACGCCUCCACACAGGGCCAAGAACUCCUCCACACAAGGCCAAGAACUCAUCCACACAAGGCCAAGAACUCCUCCACACAAGGCCAAGAACUCCUCCACACAAGGCCAAGAACUCCUCCACACAAGGCCAAGAACUCCUCCACACAAGGCCAAGAACUUCUUCACACAAGGCCAAGAACUCCUCCACACAAGGCCAAGAACUCCUCCACACAAGGCCAAGAACUCCUCCACACAAGGCCAAGAACUCCUCCACACAAGGCCAAGAACUCCUCCACACAAGGCCAAGAACUCCUCCACACAAGGCCAAGAACGCCUAUACACAAGGCCAAGAACGCCUCCACACAAGGCCAAGAACACCUCCACACAAGGCCAAGAAUGCCUCCACACAAGGCCAAGAACGCCUCCACACAAGGUCAAGAACUCAACUCCUCCACACAAGGCCAAGAACUCCUCCACACAAGGCCAAGAACGCCUAUACACAAGGCCAAGAACGCCUCCACACAAGGCCAAGAACACCUCCACACAAGGCCAAGAAUGCCUCCACACAAGGCCAAGAACGCCUCUACACAAGGCCAAGAACGCAUCCACACAAGGCCAAGAACUCAUCCACAGAAGCCCAUGGUUUACACACACUGCAUUGAUGAUAGGCAAAAAGCCAGAAACGGCUGUUAGCAAUUUGUAAUAAAUUACUCGAAAAUAUUAGGCCCCAUUUACACGUGCAAACUGGGCCAUUUGAGAUUAGCUGUGGGAGACUCAGCAGGGUUUGCUGUGAGAGGAAAACCCUAUUGAAAGAAAUUGGAGGUCCCCCACACACCUAUU
Molecule: messenger RNA, 2154 nt
Organism: Rana temporaria (common frog)
Lineage: Eukaryota; Metazoa; Chordata; Amphibia; Anura; Ranidae
Product: pre-mRNA-splicing factor CWC21-like
Exons: 2
Coding region: 1168-2007 (279 amino acids)
Source: RefSeq, a predicted model, not a curated record